Rotaria socialis is the source of this 699-nucleotide messenger RNA. Lineage: Eukaryota; Metazoa; Rotifera; Eurotatoria; Philodinida; Philodinidae. The record is from the annotation of a GenBank genome assembly.
AUGUCGUCGUUAAUUCAUGCUGUUGGCCAAGCGCUUACUGGACAUGGUGAAAACGCCGAAAGAAAGGCUAGUGUUCAUACAAUUGUCUGCGAUGAUGUGAAAGUAAAAUCGACUGUUAGUAGUGAAACACAGUCGAAAGCAUCGAUACACCAUGCGAAUCAUAAAAUUAAUGAUUUGAUGUCUAAAUUAAGCUCAACACAUGCACAGAUCGAUGAGUACUCACGUAGUCGUAAUCAUCAAAUAUCAGAAGCUGUUCAAUCUAGCAUUGAAAGAAUUGUUCAUGAAGCAAAAGUUCAUCAACAUGAAUUACUUGAGGAUACACAAAAACGAUCAAACGAAAUCGAAGAGCAAUAUAAAGAAAAAUUAAUGUUAUUUCUUAAUCAACUUGAUGAAGAAAAAGCUGCAACAUUAGUUAAACUUGAAAAAGAAUUAAAUCUUCGUCAAGAAAUAAUUCUUGAAUCGGCUAGAAAACGUAUUGAUGCAUUAAACGAAGAGGCUAAUCGAUUAAAAAUGAACAUAUUCAAAGAAGCUCAAGCACAAGCAAAUAUAAAAAUUGAAGAAAUUGCCGACAAAGUUGCUCAUCUUGGCGUUGAAGAUGCAACUCGUUGUUUAAAAAGUACAACAACAACGGUUAUAACAACGAAAUCACAUACGGAAGGUCAUGCGAAUGAUGCUAAACCAAUAGGAAAACAUUUUUGA